GUUGAUGUUGACUUUUGACGUCUAUUUCAAUCAUUCAUAACCUCAUUUACAGUAGAUAAACCUCAAAAUGUAAUAGAAAGUUCAGUACUUAAUUUAAUGCGACAAAAUUAAUUUUUAAAUCAAUAUAAUACAUACGUUGUGCUCAUUCUCGGCCUAAACAAAAUGUCCACCAGCAGGUUAGAUGCAGUUUAUCGAAGUAUUUUACUUACAAAAUUUUUUACAAAAGGAUGGGGGAAACCUGAAAAUUUACGCAGGUUAUUUGAGUUCAGGAAAGUAGUAUCUAAUCGUGAUAAGUGUUUCAAAUUAAUAGAGAGAGAUUACCCUGUGACUAUCACUAAGGAACAAAAUCUCACAGACUGCCGUCUCCUUGAAGGUUAUUUUAUCUCGCCAUUAGAGAGAUACCUCCCAGGGAUUGUACCUGAGAUUGCACAGAAGGCUCACUUUCAAGUACUUCUCCCAGUACAUUGGCGGGAUCCCUCAUGCAAACCUGUCUGCCUUCACCUAGCUGGCACUGGUGAUCAUUUCUUCUGGCGACGGAGAAAUUUAAUGGUCAAACCCCUACUUAAAGAAGCUGGAAUUGGCGGUAUCAUUCUGGAGAACCCAUUCUAUGGCCUUCGCAAACCCAUCGAUCAAGUUCGGUCCUCGCUGCACAAUGUGUCAGACAUAUUCGUGAUGGGUGGGUGUUUGAUUCUGGAGUCGCUCGUUCUGUUCCACUGGUGCGAGCGCAACGGACUCGGCCCGCUGGGCGUCACCGGUCUCUCGAUGGGCGGACACAUGGCAUCGCUAGCAGCUACCAAUUGGCCCAAGCCAUUAGUUCUAGUACCUUGCCUGUCCUGGUCUACUGCCUCAGCAGUUUUUUUACAGGGUGUGAUGUCACAGUCAAUAAAUUGGGACCUUUUGGAAGAUCAGUACCUCUCAGACGGUGUGUACAGGGAAAAACUUUCCAAAAUGGUGACUAUAGUGGACGAAGCUUUCUUAGCGGGAAAGAAAUUUGCACGCUCCUACUCUCGAACUAUGGAAAAGACUCAGGAUCGACCUAAAACAGAUUACAGGGAAAACCAAGACAAAAAUGUUGAUGUGACAUAUAGAGAACCUGAAAGUGCCAAAGAACCCAUUGUCUUGGAGAUGACAAAGAAUGAAGUGGAUAAUAAAAUUUGCAAAAACGACCCACAAACAGAGUAUAGUAAACAUUUAGCUAUAGUGCAUGAGGAAUUAAAAAAGUUAUUAGAUAAUAGCAAAAUUAGUAAAGAACUUUACGACAAAUUGAUCUCCAAUGAAAAAUUUGAGCUAGAUUCCAAAGAUAUUGAGGAUAUAAACAAACUGACCGAAAGUCGUAUCAGAGAGUUGUUGUUGAAAUAUAAAGUGGCGUUAAUACAAAGCGAAAUUAACGACAGCAAAGAAGAAGUCUCUAGCCAUGAAACGGCAAAAAAAGAAUACCUACAAAUGUCACCAGAGAGUAAUCCAAAAAUAGAACUGCCGAAAGCAGAAGAGGUAGACACCAAAGAAAAGUCAGUUGCAAAGCCCAAGAAGAGCGAGUGGAGUUGGAACGUUUCGGAGCUAACUUCGGACUUUUGGAUGAACUUGCCUUUCCUGAAGUCGAGUGGGAAGAAGAUAGACAUAAACAAAAUUCACUGGAGGGACAGAGAGGCGCUACAAUUCAUGCGCGGCGUUAUGGAUGAGUGCACGCAUCUCAGCAACUUCUCGGUACCGUACGACACUUCCUUGAUUAUUGCGGUUUGCGCCAAGCAUGACGCGUACGUUCCACGCGACGACGUCGGUGGUCUAGAAGAGAUCUGGCCGGGGGCAGAAGUGCGCUACGUGGACGCUGGUCACGUGUCCGCAUAUAUACUGCAUCAGUCAAUGUUCAGAGCUUGCAUUAAGGAAGCGUUCGAACGAUCGAAAAAGAAGUUUAAAGACGGAGAACAUGUCAACUGACCCACGGCUCACUUCACACUGAACACGUACAACGUUCCUGUGACAUUCGCGCUGUCCCCUGCUCAAUAUUGAAAUUGCAAUAAUCAUGUAAAUUGGUCGCGAUAUACAUAUGCCAAAAUAUGCCAACUCCGUCCUACAAACCAAAAUGACCCUUAACUGAAAGGCGUAGAAAUGAAAAUAGCUAAACUGGUUAUGUUACAGAAAGCAACGUACAAUUUUUUUUAUUUGUGUACAAAACAUAUCAAAUGACUUAGCCACACACAACUGAAUGAUGUGAAAUAGAAGUCGCUAAGAUACCUGAUGAGACAGACAUACAUAACCAUCUAACUAGCCUUUCUGAACCCAAUCCCCUACCCCGAGGAGAGGCCCUGGAAAUCUUACUGACCAACAGAUAACACUAGCAAGAGGUAGUGUUAUUUCACUGUGGUCUUCUGUAAGCUGGAGGUCACUGUGAUCUGUAAGAUGGAGGUCACUGUAAUCUGUAAG
Molecule: messenger RNA, 2421 nt
Organism: Chilo suppressalis (striped riceborer)
Lineage: Eukaryota; Metazoa; Arthropoda; Insecta; Lepidoptera; Crambidae
Source: the annotation of a GenBank genome assembly